This is a messenger RNA of Salvelinus fontinalis (brook trout), 3351 nucleotides long. Its product is annotated as cytoplasmic protein NCK1-like. The coding region runs from base 259 to 1449 and encodes 396 amino acids. Gene Ontology annotation, molecular function: ephrin receptor binding. The transcript has 4 exons. The record is from RefSeq and is a predicted model, not a curated record. Gene Ontology annotation, biological process: negative regulation of PERK-mediated unfolded protein response; positive regulation of translation in response to endoplasmic reticulum stress; positive regulation of endoplasmic reticulum stress-induced intrinsic apoptotic signaling pathway. Lineage: Eukaryota; Metazoa; Chordata; Actinopteri; Salmoniformes; Salmonidae.
UGAAGAGCGUGAACAUCUCCAAGAGCUGGCGCUGUGCGGCUCGAACUAUGUCGUGCUGGAAACUAGAAGGCUAGCUAGCUAGCUAUUUCCAAAAAGGCAUAUGAUAACAGCCAGCUAGCUAGGUGUUGGUCCUAUCUAGUCACCAUCCAUCUACACCGGCGUUUCAAAUCCCCCUUUUCAGUAUAAUAUGGUGAUUUCAUCAAGCAAAAACGGACAGUUCCGGCCUAUCAGCUAAAUUCACAGGUCCAGAGGUCCAAGAUGACAGAAGAGGUGAUUGUCAUCGCCAAGUUUGACUACCUGGCUCAGCAGGACCAGGAGUUGGACAUUAAGAAGAACGAGCGUCUGUGGCUGCUGGACGACAGUAAGUCCUGGUGGAGGGUCCGUAACGCCACCAACAGAACCGGCUUCGUACCCUCCAACUACGUCGAGAGGAAGAACAGCGCCAGGAAGGCAUCCAUCGUCAAGAACCUCAAAGACACACUAGGCAUCGGGAAGGUGAAGCGGAAAACGGGAAUGCGUGACACGGCCUCGAACGCCGACGCCGACACGUGCUCCGACAACGGCGAGCGCCUGUACGACCUCAACCUGCCGGCGCUCGUCAAGUUCAGCUACGCCGCCGAGCGCGAGGACGAGCUCUCGUUGGUCAAGGGUACACGCGUCAUCGUCAUGGAGAAGUGUAGCGAUGGCUGGUGGCGUGGGGGGUACCAGGGACGUUCUGGAUGGUUCCCUUCCAACUACGUGACGGAGGACGCCGACGGGACAGCGGGGGGAGGAGGGGGCGACAGUUUAGGGGACCCGGUAGGGUCACUGACUGAGAAACUAGCAGCGGUGGUUCACAGUGCGUCUAACGGGAACCGGAGACUCCACACGGUGCAGGCGUUGUACCCGUUCAGCUCGGGGAACGAGGAGGAGCUGAACUUUGAGAAGGGAGAGGUGAUGGAGGUGGUGGAGAAACCAGACAACGACCCUGAGUGGUGGAAAUGCCGUAAAGCAGACGGACAGCUGGGACUAGUGCCUAAAAACUACGUCAAUGUGCUGCCUCCCCAGCAGGACUCCACUACCCAGAAUGCCUCACCGGGCCCCGCGGGGCCGCCCACGCCUGACUGUGACUACAUCUCUCCGGCCACGGUGGGGCGGUUUGCGGGGAAGCCGUGGUACUAUGGCAAGGUGACGCGUCAUCAGGCAGAGGUGGCUCUAAACCAGAGAGGAGCGGAGGGAGACUUCCUCAUCAGAGACUCCGAGUCAUCGCCCAAUGAUUUCUCCAUCUCCCUGAAGGCCCAGGGGAAGAACAAGCAUUUUAAGGUUCAGUUGAAGGAUGUUGUGUAUUGCAUUGGCCAGAGGCAGUUCAGUUCUCUGGAGGACUUGGUGGACCACUACAAGAAGGCUCCCAUCUUCACCAGCGAGCAGGGAGACAAGCUCUACCUGGUGAAGGCCCUGGCUGCCUCUUGAUCACACACACACACACACACACACACACACACACACACACACACACACACACACACACACACACACACUGACAAACACACGGAGGGAAACAAACAGUACAUACACUCACAAUGAAAGACUGGAGACUUCACAUCACUAGGACUGCUUAUGUGCCAGGAGCUGUGAGCAAGAAGGAAGAGGAGAGAGAGAGAGAGAAGAAGAAGGAAGGGGAGAGAGAGAAGAAGAAGGAAGGGGAGAGAGAGAAGAAGAAGGAAGGGGAGAGAGAGAAGAAGAAGGGAAUGGAGAGAGAGAAGAAGAAGGGAAUGGAGAGAGAGAAGAAGAAGGGAAUGGAGAGAGAGAAGAAGAAGGGAAUGGAGAGAGGGGAAAAAGGACAUUCUGGAUUCUGUCAGACCUGUAGGUGGAUCAUGUGUUUAGGUCUUCUAGGUCAUUAUGCCAUCUACUAAAUCUAUACUGAACAAAAAUAUAAACGCAACAUGUAAAGUGUUGAUUACAUGUUUCAUGAGCUGAAAUAAAAGAUCCCAAAAAAUAUUCCAUAUGCACAAAAAGCUUAUUUCUCAAAAUGUUUGUGCACAUUCCUGUUAGUGAGAAUUUCUCAUUUGCCAAGAUAAUCCAUCCACCUGACAGGUGUGGCAUAUCAAGAAGCAUGAUCAUUACACAGGUGCACCUUGUGCUGGGGGCAAUGAAAAGCCACACUCUAAAAUGUGCCAUUUUGUCAAACAACACAAUGCCACAAGUAUUAAGGGCGCGUGCAGUUGGCAUGCUGACUGCAGGAAUAUCCACCAGAGCUGUUGCAAGAUAAUUGCUACCAUAUUCCACCUCCAAUGUAGUUUUAGAGUAUUUGUAAGUACGUCCAACUGGCCUCACAACCGCAGACCACGUGUAACCACACUAGCCCACAUCCGGCGUCUCUACCCAUGGCUGCGCCCCGGCCCGCCCCGGCCCGCCCCGGCCCAAUCAUGUGAAAUCCAUAGAUUAGGGCCUCGUGAAUGUUUUCCAAUUGACAUAUUUCCUCAUAUGAUCUGUAACUCAGUAAAAUCUUUUGAAAUUGUUGCAUGUAGCGUUUAUAUUUUUUCCAGUAUACGUUUAGUUGUGAAUAAAAUAUAUAUAUAGUUUAUUUCUUAAAAUGUGAUGUUUUUUUAUUCUGCCCAAACAUACCCAAUCACAACCAGUCACCAGUGAGCAAUGUUUUAGGUUGGGGGUGCGGUCGACGAGGGAUGCUGCCAAGUGAUUAGUAAUAAAGGCCUAGUUCAAUAAAUAUAAAUAUUUUUAUCAGCAGAUGCUGCAGCCCCUUCCUCGCCCCUUCAUCGCCCCUUCCUCGCCCCCUCAUCGCCCCCUCAUCGCCCCUUCAUCGCCCCCUCAUCGCCCCUUCCUCGCCCCCUCAUCGCCCCCUCAUCGCCCCUUCCUCGCCCCUUCAUCGCCCCCUCAUCGCCCCUUCCUCGCCCCUUCAUCGCCCCCUCAUCGCCCCUUCCUCGCCCCCUCAUCGCCCCCUCAUCGCCCCUCAUCGCCCCUUCGUCGCCCCUUCGUCGCCCCUUCGUCGCCCCUUCAUCGCCCCCUCAUCGCCCCCUCAUCGCCCCCUCAUCGCCCCCUCAUCGCCCCUUCAUCGCCCCUUCAUCGCCCCCUCAUCGCCCCCUCGUCGCCCCUUCGUCGCCCCUUCAUCGCCCCCUCAUCGCCCCCUCGUCGCCCCUUCGUCGCCCCUUCCUCGCCCCUUCAUCGCCCCUUCCUCCCGCGACUAUGUGGCCUUUCGUUGAGGAUCCAGAAUCUAGCCUAGCUGAACAUUUCACAGCUACACUUGUAUUUUUGUCUGUUUUUUAUCUCUCUCAACGUCGUACAACAUAAGUUGUGGACAAUAAUCCACAGUCCUGCUAAUUUACUGCUCAACCUGAAUAAAAAUGUUUAAAUGAC